AUGACGGUCCUCCCCUCACAUUACUCUGAACGCUAUAUCAAUCAACGAUACAACAAGGCACUGCAAAUUGUCCAACAUCUCCCAGCCACGUCAACCUUUCAACCGACAAGAGAAGAGAAGCUUCAGCUCUAUGCGUAUUACAAGCAAGUGACACACGGGGAUAUCGAUACUGCACGACCCGGAAUAUUUGACAUGGUUGGCAGAGCUAAAUGGGAUGCAUGGAAAAAGUUGGAAGGAAUGGAACGAUUGGAGGCGAAGCAUCGAUAUACCGAGACGUUGUUACGAUCAGCUACCGAAGCAUACAAGCGCAAUUCUGGGAGAGAAACAGCUGAGCAAAUCAUUCAUGCUUUUGCUUUGAUGCGACAACGACCUGUGGGGGAUGAGGAUGAUGAGGAAACAACGACGACUACAACAACGGAUGAUGAUAACAUGAUGAUCCAAGAAGAUGAAUCAUCCAGUGUGGAUGAGGAAGAACGUGCUUAUCUUCGACAAGUACAAGCAUUCUCUUUACCAGAAGCACCUCCUCGACCACGCCGACCGAUAUCUCGCCAACAACAACAACAACAAAGACGAUCUUGGUAUUAUACCCCUUCCAAUUCAUCCACACCAACACCCGAUAAGCUGCGUAGCACACCCGAUGUGCCUCUUGAUACCAAUCCAUGGGCACCACCUAUUCCUCCUGUUGGAUCCUCUUUAUCACAACGCAUGGCCAAUGAUUCUAGUAGCAGUGAUGAUGACGAUGAUGAUCAAGUUACCUCCUCUUCACGACACAGUCGACCAAGAAGUCGUGCCCUAUCUCCACGUCAACAACAACAACGUGCAUCUUUGAUGGGUCGUUUACCAGCAUUUCAAGGCUCUCCCGCUUAUAGCACAUCCUCCUCAGCUACUGCCACUGCACGAAACACACAACAAUUACGAACGACGAGUAAUCGAGCUACCCCUGAAUUAUCGGUCAUAUCAUUGGGUCCUGUCACAAAACGAGCUCUGGAAUCAUUGCAAGCUGAAGUCAUUGCCUUGAAUGGACGCAUCGAUGAUCUUCGAAAAGAAUUGGCUGAUAGAGACCAACAAAGACGAGCUUCAGCAGCACCUACCCCCUUACCAUUAUCAGCACAGCAACAACCACCAGCACGAUCCACUUCUCAGUUACCACGUCGCGAUGGAGAUGAUGAGGAUGAUGAAGAUGAUAGUUGGAAAUGGGUUAUCAAGGACGCCGUCAAACAUGCAUCAGUAAAUAUCUUGACGGUGACCCUCUUUUUCUUGAUUCUGUACAAACGAGGAAGUCCAAUAGCCUAUGUCGUCAGUGAGCAGUUUACAAGGCUUUGGCAAGUUUUCAAGCAAAAGGCGCUCUCCCGUAUUAUUGUGUAG
Lichtheimia ornata is the source of this 1365-nucleotide messenger RNA. RefSeq lists its product as uncharacterized. Gene Ontology annotation, molecular function: fatty-acyl-CoA binding. The record is from RefSeq and is a predicted model, not a curated record. The coding region runs from base 1 to 1365 and encodes 454 amino acids. Lineage: Eukaryota; Fungi; Mucoromycota; Mucoromycetes; Mucorales; Lichtheimiaceae. The transcript is spliced from 6 exons. Gene Ontology annotation, biological process: fatty acid metabolic process.